Molecule: messenger RNA, 1298 nt
Organism: Gopherus flavomarginatus (Mexican gopher tortoise)
Lineage: Eukaryota; Metazoa; Chordata; Testudines; Testudinidae
Product: histone H1
Exons: 1
Coding region: 47-697 (216 amino acids)
Biological process (GO): nucleosome assembly
Cellular component (GO): nucleosome
Molecular function (GO): DNA binding; structural constituent of chromatin
Source: RefSeq, a predicted model, not a curated record
UCUAGCCCAAUUGUUUUCUUCUGAUUCGUAGGAAACGUCUGCUAGAAUGUCGGAAACUGCGCCUGUUGCCACUCCCGCUGUGUCCGCUCCUGGGGCAAAAACCUCCACUAAAAAGCCGAAGAAGGCGGCAGGAGGUUCAAAAGCCCGUAAGGCUUCAGGUCCCAGUGUGACCGAGCUGAUCACCAAGGCGGUGUCUGCUUCCAAGGAGCGCAAAGGGCUCUCCUUAGCUGCUCUUAAGAAGGCUCUGGCCGCCGGAGGGUACGAUGUGGAGAAGAACAACAGCCGCAUCAAGUUAGGACUGAAAAGCCUGGUGAGCAAAGGCAUCUUGGUACAGACAAAAGGUACCGGCGCUUCUGGUUCUUUCAAACUCAACAAGAAGCCGGGUGAGAUCAAGGAAAAGGCUCCCAAGAAGAAGUCAGCGGCAAAGCCUAAGAAACCAGCUGCCAAGAAACCCGCCAGCGCCGCUAAGAAGCCCAAAAAGGCGGCCGUGAAAAAGAGCCCGAAAAAAGCCAAGAAACCAGCGGCUUCCGCGGCCAAGAAAGCGGCCAAGAGUCCGAAAAAGGCCAAACCCGCCAAGCCCAAAAAGGCAGCCAAGAGCCCGGCUAAGGCCAAGGCGGUGAAGCCCAAGGCUGCCAAGCCCAAGCCGACCAAACCCAAAGCAGGAAAGGCUAAGAAGGCAGCGCCCAAGAAGAAGUGAAGCGACUCGAAAAGGUUAAUAGAGUCUUAAGUCGUGCGAACAAACCCAACGGCUCUUUUAAGAGCCACCCACCUUUUCCAAAAGGAGCUGAAACUUUCGUGCAUUCACCGCAACAGCAGUAACAAAUAUUCCCCCUUUGUGACGAAACGUGGAAAUAUUACAAAUUAACUUUUAAAAAGUUACUCGCUUUCUGGGGGAAGCUAACUAUUUUGUGGCUACUGUUUCUAAUAGUUCCCCUAUCACUCCUCUUUGGAAGACUUUCCUCUCUCCCCCGGUACGUUUUAAGUGGUGCUCAGGUCCUUCGUUGUUCUGCCUAAGCCAGAGGGGGAGGGUAGGAGAUCUAGUGAGGGGACAAAGUAAAUGUUUGACGUAGAAACAGGUACCUGACGGGCUGCGGGAAGCAGAACUAAAUUGGUGGAGGGUUUGAAAAGCCCGCGCUGUGCAAGGAUUGGUCCGUCUCCUGCCCAGGGUUUAAAGCCGGGCAUCCUGCGCUGACAAAUUUAAAAUCUGAACACGUAUAUCUUGAUGGGCGGGAGGGUGCAUGUGAGUCUUUCGUAGUUUUGUUUUCACUGUUGACUAAUACACUGCGUGUUUAGCCUUU